Molecule: messenger RNA, 1002 nt
Organism: Talpa occidentalis (Iberian mole)
Lineage: Eukaryota; Metazoa; Chordata; Mammalia; Eulipotyphla; Talpidae
Gene: RNF228
Product: RING finger protein 223
Exons: 1
Coding region: 1-1002 (333 amino acids)
Biological process (GO): protein ubiquitination
Molecular function (GO): ubiquitin protein ligase activity
Source: RefSeq, a predicted model, not a curated record
AUGAGGGGCGGAUCCGGCCAUGGCAGCGCCGGGAGCGGCGGCGGCGGCGAGCGGAGCCCGUCCGGCAGCACCGGCAGCUCGCCCGGAGCCGGGGGCGCCACGGCGGGGGCCCGGGAGCGCGGGGGCGCGGGCGCGCGGGGCGCGGCGGGGCCGGUGCCCGUCCUGCCCGCGCUGGAGGACUACGAGUGUAAGAUCUGCUACAACUACUUCGACGCCGACCGGCGCGCGCCCAAGCUGCUGGCGUGCCUGCACACCUUCUGCCAGGAGUGCCUGAGCCAGCUGCAGCUCCGCGCCGCGGCCGCGGCCGCCUCGGCGCCCGAGCGCCCGCCGCGCCCCGCGCCCUGGCACGGCCCGCCCGGCGCCAUCGCCUGCCCCGUGUGCCGCCACCGCACGCCGCUGCCCGACAGCCGCGUGCACGGGCUGCCCAACAACACCAAGCUCGCCGAGGCCUGCCCGCUGGCCCUGCGCGCCGCGCACGACCCGCUGCCCCAGGACCGCCUCCCGCCGCUGCCCGCGCGCCGCCCGCCGCCCGCCGCCGCCCCGCCGCCCGCCGCGGGCCCGCCCGCCGCGCCGCCCGCCCCGGACGCCGCCCGCGAGCCCCGCGCCCGCGCCGGCCUGCGCGCCCCGGGCGACUACGAGAGCUGCCAGAACUGCAAGCGCGCGGCGCUCACCGCCGGCUGCGUGUGCGUCGUCUUCUCCUUCCUCGCCAUGGUGGUGCUGCUCUUCACCGGCCUCAUCUUCGUCAACCACUACGGCGCCGGCGGCGGGGCACCCCCAGGCGGCGGCGCGCCCCCCGGAUCGGCCGCGGCGGCCGGGUCGCCCUCGCCCGUGGGGCCCAUCUGCCUGUCGGUGGCGAGCAUCCUGGCGCUCUUCUCGGUCGUCGUCACUUGGGUCAUCUGCUGGCUCAAGUACCGGCCCGAGGGCGCGGCCGCGGGCUCGGCGGGGGGCGGCGGCCCCAGGGCGCGGCUGGCGGCCGGCGGCGCGCGGAGAAGCGACACGUAG